Rhipicephalus sanguineus (brown dog tick) is the source of this 1418-nucleotide messenger RNA. RefSeq names its product endochitinase. The record is from RefSeq and is a predicted model, not a curated record. The coding region runs from base 201 to 1412 and encodes 403 amino acids. The transcript has 10 exons. Lineage: Eukaryota; Metazoa; Arthropoda; Arachnida; Ixodida; Ixodidae. Gene Ontology annotation, molecular function: chitinase activity; chitin binding. Gene Ontology annotation, cellular component: extracellular region. Gene Ontology annotation, biological process: carbohydrate metabolic process; chitin catabolic process.
UUCCGAAACCGUUUAGUCGAGCACCUGAAGCGGAUCGCCCGCCCGACCGACAACACCUUCGGGCCAUUCGUUCGACGCCGCCACGCGCCCCACGCUUCGUCGGCGUCAAGAGUUCGACGUCGUGUUCACUGGGGCCCUACAGCUCGCACCCAGAGGCAUCCGCUUGAGGGGCUCGGAAAACGCAAGAUUUCAACAACAACAUGUGGCGGCAAGCGUUGCUGGUUCUAUGCACAGCGCACCUAUUGAGCGCGCACGCUGAUGAUGAUGAGGACAAGAAACCCGUGGUAUGUUACUACUAUGGCGAGGCCAUGACGCGGCCGAGCCCAAUGAACUACCGCGUCUCGGACAUCCCGGGACACCUGUGCAACUACGUGACCUUGGCCUUCGUCACCAUGAACUCCGAGACGUUCGAGAUCGAGUCCAGCAUGUCGGCCUACCUCAACAACACUGGCUUGUACGAGGAGUUCACGUCAAUAAAGAAGAAGUACUCGCAUAUAAAGACGCUCGUUUCGGUCGGAGGCUGGGAGUACGGACACAGCGUAUUCUCACGAAUGGUCAGCCGCACCGUAAGCAGGCGGAGGUUCGUGAAGAGCGCCGUGCGCUGGAUGCGCCAUUACGGCUUCGAUGGUCUGGACAUAUCGUGGCAGUACCCGGGCACGAUGGUGCGAGGAGGCAGCCACAGCGACAAGGAAAACUUUGUCCUCGUCAUGAAGGAACUCAAGUCGGAAUUCCUGAAGUACGACUUCAUGCUCUCGACCACCAUUCCCAUUGAUCCAAUGCUCCUCAAGACAGGUUUCAACGUGGCAGCUUUGUCGAGGUACGUGGACUGGUUCAACGUGUUUACGCACGACCUCCGCGGCACGUGGACGGGUUACACGGACGUGCACAGCCCGCUCAGGAAGCGCUGUUUCGACAAGGGACAAUACGCAGCUCUUAACGCGGAGGACGGCCUGAACAGGCUCGUGAAGAUGGGCGCACCCAAGAAGAAGCUGAUGCUGGGCAUCCCCUUCUACGGCCGCAGCUACACGCUGCUCGACCCGCGACGACACGCACUUGCUGCGCCCACACGCAGAGACGUACACGCCGUACCAGGACCGUACGUCAUGUCGGACGAGAUACUGGCCUACUACGAGGUUUGCAUGGACAUAACAAUGCUCUCUUGGAGGCGGGAGUACGACGAAAUUGGCCAGUGUCCUUACGCCUACCGCGGUGACCAGUGGGUUGGUUACGAGGACGAGGAGAGCAUCUCUGCUAAGGUGGACUUUGUGCUGGAACAGGACUACGGGGGAGUAAUGGUGUUCAACAUCGACAUGGAUGACUUCAACGGUGUGUGCGGGGUCAAGAAUCCGCUGCUUAACUCCGUAUGCCGGAAGUUCAACGAAGGACGCUUGAUCGACCCACGCAUAGGCUAAGGCAAA